Sander lucioperca (pikeperch) is the source of this 2250-nucleotide messenger RNA. It is a transcript of the gene gnb3b, whose product is annotated as guanine nucleotide binding protein (G protein), beta polypeptide 3b. Lineage: Eukaryota; Metazoa; Chordata; Actinopteri; Perciformes; Percidae. The coding region runs from base 337 to 1365 and encodes 342 amino acids. Gene Ontology annotation, molecular function: protein binding; signaling receptor complex adaptor activity. The record is from RefSeq and is a predicted model, not a curated record. Gene Ontology annotation, biological process: G protein-coupled receptor signaling pathway. The transcript has 10 exons. Gene Ontology annotation, cellular component: cytoplasm; heterotrimeric G-protein complex.
UCUCUCCCUCUCCUUCCCUCUCUAUUUCCAUCUUUGAGCUUUAUCCCUUCAUCCCUUAUCUCCUUCAUCCCCUCCAAUCCUCAUCUGUUCUUCGCCGUGGAGGAAGGGACAGAGAAAGAGAGAGUUUCUCACAAGUAAGCUGCUAUCAGUCUGCCGGGGGAGAGCGUCGGAGGAGCCAGGUUGUGCACCCUGGGAUUGUGGAAUCUAAAAAAGAGCCGGAGGUGUCUGGGACCAGGAGCUGCACAGUUGCAGAAGAAGAGAAGGACCCACGUUGUGUGUGGAAAAGAGUGACAGUUUUCUUCUUCCCGUCAGUAACAUCCCCUAGCAAACGUCGCCAUGGCAGCUGAGAAAGCUGAAAUGGAUGCCCUGAAAAAGGAGUGCGAUGGCCUCCGUACAAAGAUUGAGGCGGCCCGUAAGGCUGUGAAUGACGGCACCAUGGCAACAGCAGCAGGAGGGGCGUCCGAGGUGGGCCGAGUCCAGCUCAAGAAAAGGAAGGACCUCAAGGGUCACCUGGCUAAAAUCUAUUCGCUGCACUGGUCUACUGACAGCAAGACAAUGGUCAGUGCAUCACAGGAUGGCAAGCUUCUCGUCUGGGACUGCUACACAGGGAACAAGUUGGUUGCUGUCCCACUAAAGUCAGCUUGGGUGAUGAGCGUCGCCUUCGCCCCCUCCGGUAACCUGGUGGCCAGCGGCGGUCUGGAUAACAUGUGCACAGUGUACAACAUCAAGGCUGCCAGCCCCAAGACCCUCAGGGAGCUGGACGCACACACAGGUUACCUGUCUUGCGCUCGUUUCCUUAGCGACACUGAGAUCCUCACAGCCUCCGGCGACACCACCUGCUGUCUGUGGGACCUGGAGACUGGCAAGCAGAAGGUCAUCUUCACCAACCACAUUGGAGACUGCAUGUCGCUGGCUCUCUCCGCCGACAUGAACACCUUCAUCUCUGGAGCCUGUGACUCUCUGGCCAAGCUGUGGGACCUGAGGGAAGGGACCUGCAAGCAGACCUUCUCCGGACACAGCAGCGACAUCAAUGCCAUCAAUUAUAUGCCCAAUGGACAAUGCUUCAUCACAGGCUCCGACGACUGCUCCUGCAAGAUGUACGACAUUCGCUCCGACCAGGAGGUGGUGAACUACCAGGACUCCACCCUGAACUCGGGCGUCACGUCUGUAGCUCUGUCCAACUCAGGCCGCCUUAUCUUUGCCGGCUACGAUGACUUCAACUGCCACAUCUGGGACUCACUGAAGGGAGAGAAAGUUGGUGUGCUGUCCGGUCAUGACAACAGGGUGAGCUGCACCGGCGUCCCCGAUGACGGUAUGGGCGUCUGCACAGGAUCCUGGGACAGCUUCCUCAAACUGUGGAACUGAGGCAUCCCGGCGGAGGAAAACACCGGGCGAGGGAGAGGAGGAGGAGGAGAGGAAGAGGAGGAAAGGGGUGAAGAUAGAGAGAAAAAUAAACAAAUGAGGUCGGACCUCUCUUUCUCUCUCCCUCUCUACUUCUUCCUCGUUCACGUAUGCAAAACAUGAGAGGCUGCGAAUGAGACACAUUGUAUAAAUGGCAUCAGGGAAACAGCGCAUGAUGCAUCCCGUUGUAUGUACAAGAGAGUUUUAUUGUUGUCGGGAUGAUUUAAAACACUUUAAAAUAUAAAAAAAAAAAAUUAAAAAAUAGCACAUUAUUCAGAAUGAUUACCGAGCAGAAAAUAAGCUCUUAUUGAGAAUGUCAAUUAAACACAAAUAGAUUUUUGACAAUACAAAAAGAGAAAGAACACUUGAAUAUUGAAAAUAAGGCUGUAGGAUUACAGAUUUAUUUUUAUUGUCUUUGACCUGUAAAAGAGCCCUGCACUUAUAUAGAUGAAAGAUUGGCAUGUACAUUUAUUUGUAUUUUAUAGUUCUAACACAUUAGGAUGAAGAGUUGAUGUACAGCGUCUUUAUUUCUUCUUCAUUUUUUUUUCUGGGUCUGCACAUAUCUGUCUAGAGUGUAUGUGUAUGGUAAUAGAGAUGGCUGCCGCUGUUCCCCCCCCCCCCCCCGUCUCACCGUGAAAAUUCGACGACCCAGUACCCAGAUGAAUAAAGGCUAGAAGGUGGAGCCAGGCUGGCGGUCUGACCUGUAAAAACACACUCUGUACAGACCUGUAAACUUCAUUUUUCUCCCCUGGGUUCAGCUGCAUUUUGCACUCGUGCAGUUCCUCUGUAAAAAGACAAAAUGUUUGUUGAAAAUCUUUCUAAUAAACAUAGAUAUCUGCAUUAACACCA